CCUAAGAAGAAGAAUAAGAAGAGGAGAAAGAAAACGCGGUUUUCUGGUUUUACAAUACCCAUACAAUAAAAUACAAUACCCAAAGUCACAACGCUCUCUGACUCUCAUUAUCAUCCUUGACUUUGACUCUUUCUUCGCCAUUGCUAGUCCAACUCAUCCACCCUCAUCUUCUUCCUCUCAAAUUCCCUAACCACAAACACCUCCAUUCACCUCUCUCUCUCUCUCUCUUUUGUCUUAAGUAACCUCUUUGGUGGAAAUCAUUUUCGCUCUGGGCCCGAAAUGGGUUGCUAUUCCAGCAAAAACGCAGACUCGAAAGCGAGUAGGCUCAAUCGAUGGCGAUCCACUGGUAUUGUCGCUCUGCGUGACUCCAAAUUGAAGACAUUGCCAGAAGAAGUCCUCAAUUUGGAAAGAUCUGUACGAACUCUUGAUUUAACGCACAACAAGAUAGUUGACAUUCCCUUGGAUAUUUGCAAACUAAUAAACAUGCAGCGACUGGUUUUAGCUGAUAAUCUUAUUCAGUGUCUACCAAUAAAUUUGGGGAAACUACAGUCUUUAAAAGUUAUGACACUUGAUGGAAAUCGAAUUUCUUCCUUGCCUGAUGAAUUUGGGCAGCUAGUGAGGCUUGAAAGGCUGUCCAUAUCAAGGAACUCCUUAGAAUGUUUGCCUGAAACUAUUGGCAGCUUGCGAAAUUUGCAACUUUUAGAUGUCUCAAAUAACAAGUUAAAGUCUCUUCCGGAAUCAAUUGGGAGCUGCUUUUCUUUGGAAGAACUACAAGCAAAUGAUAACCUUAUUGAAGAUCUUCCUGAUUCUAUCUGCAAUCUCACCCACUUAAAGUCACUUUCCUUGAACAAUAAUAAUGUGAAGCAGAUACCAACAAAUAUAUUGGAAGACUGUAAAGCACUGCAGAAUCUCUCCCUUCAUGGCAACCCUAUUUCAAUGGAUCAGUUUCAGCAGAUGGAAGGAUUCCAAGAGUUUGAAGCUAGGAGGAGGAAGAAGUUUGACAAGCAAAUUGAUUCAAAUGUGAUGAUAAGCUCCAAAGGGCUUGAUGAGGGUGUCGAUCUUUGAGAGUUACUCCUUCAAAUUACUAUCGAACAACAGAUGUUGAACAGUCCAUAGCUAUCUAAAAUGCCAGAAAGCAGUAUUACUUAUUCUGUUGAUUCAGAUGAACUUUUGAUGUAAUUUGGAAGAGAGAACAUUGUUAUACAUGGUUCCUUGUUAUAUGAUAAAUUCCAUUGCAUUGUACAUGUCCAAAUAAGCUGUAUAUUAAAAAAAUAUUAAAAACUGAUUGAGAUUUAUUCAGUGAUGCUAUUUUUAAAUGGUUAUGUACACAGAACACUGAGUGUAUAAUAGUCAACUUUCUCCUAGUUUGAUUCUA
Messenger RNA from Humulus lupulus (European hop), 1375 nucleotides. RefSeq names its product plant intracellular Ras-group-related LRR protein 7. The transcript is spliced from 10 exons. Gene Ontology annotation, molecular function: protein binding. Lineage: Eukaryota; Viridiplantae; Streptophyta; Magnoliopsida; Rosales; Cannabaceae. The record is from RefSeq and is a predicted model, not a curated record. The coding region runs from base 280 to 1065 and encodes 261 amino acids.